Molecule: messenger RNA, 1266 nt
Organism: Penicillium brasilianum
Lineage: Eukaryota; Fungi; Ascomycota; Eurotiomycetes; Eurotiales; Aspergillaceae
Source: the annotation of a GenBank genome assembly
AUGCCCCGCACUCGCUCUGCUGCUCCCCCGGCGAAGUCUGUAUCUGCUCUUGGGCAGCAGACAAAAACAUUGACCCCAGCGGAAAAGCCCAGCAAGACCUUUAUCCUUCCGUCCAAUACCAGCGCCAACGCGCGUCUACUCUCCCUGCCGAACCCGCAGUCCGGCGAGCUAUCUCGCUACUUCUUCUGCCCAGAACGUGGGAUCUUCGAGUUCACAGUUGUCGCAUCGCCCGCAUCAGCCCCUCGCAGUAUUCUGUUCACCCCUAAGCACCAAUUGACCAAGUCCGCGUCAAAAGAUGAGAACUCGCCCGCGACGCCGUCAAUCGCCAAGAAGGCUGAAUUGCUGGUCGCAACACCUAUAGAUGCAGUCUUCUUCCUGGUCCCCCUUCUUUCAUCCUCCUCGAAGACCGGACAGUCGCUUUUUCAGCCGCUGGACGACGUAAUUGACUCGAAUGAUGACCUACACCCACACUUCCGAUAUGUCCUCUACGACGAAACAUUCCGCAAAACACUGCUCGCUCGCGCCGAAGCCGUCUGUGAUACUGUGGAGGCUGGUGAUGAAAACAUGUUCCGCUUCAGCGAGACUAAGCUUCUCAAGGAAUUGCUUGCCAAGGCAGAGCAGAUGGCCGCACAAGGGCUACCUGCUAGUCUGGAGGAGCGUUUCAUCCGUCAGGCAUUGGCGGCUCCAUUGAUGUCAGUCAAGCGUGACGAUGCCUUGACAAAUCAGGGCUCAAAGGAUAGCGAGGUCAGCCCAGGCGAAUCGGAUGAGCGAUCGGACUCGCCGUCAACCAUGGCCACUACUGCGACUCCUUCAGUAUCGACACCUGCUGGUGAAACUACUCCUAUACCUCAGCCUGGCGAUGACGAGUCAGAUGACAUCCGUCGCUUGCAGCGAAUUUCUAUUUCCUUGUCCUUCAUGAAGGAAUCUUAUCUGUCGUCUUCUCUAUCAUCUCGAAUCGAUGAAAUGCUCGCCUCCCAGGAUUCACCUUUGGAUCUCAAGCCUCUGACCGAGCGUCUCAAGGAGCUUGCCACUCUACGGGCCGAAGCCAUAGCUUCACGGGGCGUGUCUGAUUUCAGCCGCAAGCGUGGGUUGGAUGACGAAGACGUUGAGGAUCGGGCUGAGAAGAAGCGGCGAAAGGAGGAAGAGGAGAAGAAAGCCAAGGCAUCUGAGUCUCGAGGGGUGCGUGACCUGAAGAAGGUGAAUACGAUUGGUAUGAAGAAAAUGAGUGACUUCUUCGGAAAGGCUGCCGUUAAGAAGAAGACUUGA